AUGGCUUCAGCUCCUCCUCCAAGCGAGAAAUCGCGCUCGCCCUCUGUUUCUUCUCUUUCGGACGAGUCUACCAAUAAGAGAUCGACGGAUGUCCGAGUCGAUGUCAAGUCUGUCCAAGACGACUUGGUCGACGCCGAGCCUGAACCAUUCAAGUUGUAUACCUGGCUCUUCAGGCGCCACCUCUACAAGCCUACGGAUCUCGAUUCGGUCGCCACGCGCCGCUCGGUGUACGACGAUCCCAACCUCGCCCCGCAUUAUUGGCCCAAGCCUGAAUACGAGAACAUUCAUCGGUUUGAUGUCAAGGCGCGUUGGACUGUCAGGGAAGAACGGGCUUUGGUGCGGACGGUCGACUGGAAGGUUAUGCUCUGGGCGGCCAUAAGCUUCUCGGUGCUUAAUUUGGAUCGGAACAACCUCAGCCAGGCGAACACGGAUAACUUCUUGCCUGACCUCAAUAUGACUACGAACGACUUCAAUCUGGGAAACACGGUCUUCCGUUUGGCCUUCCUAUCCGCUGAGUUACCGUCGCAGCUAGUUUCGAAGCGCCUCGGCCCCGACCGUUGGAUCCCUAUCCAAAUGGUUGGCUGGUCUAUCGUUACCUUCGCGCAAUUUUUCCUUACCGGAAGGACUAGUUUCCUGGUCUGUCGUGCUCUCCUUGGAUUUAUGCAGGGAGGUUUCAUUCCGGACCUCAUCCUAUACCUCUCCUACUUUUACACGAAAUACGAACUUCCUUUCCGCUUGGCUAUUUUCUGGAUGUCGAUGAACGUCUGUAACAUUUUCGGAAGUUUCCUAGCCGUUGGGGUUCUUCGUAUGCGAGGACUUCAUGGUAAGUCUGGGUGGAGGUGGCUAUUCCUAGUCGAAGGUUGUAUCACUCUGGUCAUCGGCAUUGCGACGUUCUUCAGGAUGCCACCUUCGCCGACCCAAACGAAGACUUGGUAUCGCCCCAAAGGCUGGUUUACGGAGCGUGAAGAAGUCAUCGCGACGUCCAGGAUUCUUCGUGACGAUCCUACCAAGGGCGACAUGCACAAUCGAGAGGCUCUAACUCUCAAGCGGCUUUGGCAAGCUCUCAUGGACUUCGACCUUUGGCCGUUAUAUGCAAUCGGCCUGCUCUUCGGGAUUCCCACCAGCCCUCCGUCGACAUACCUGACACUAUCUCUUCGUAAUUUGGGCUUCAGCACCGUCCAAACGAACUUGUUGAUCAUCCCUUCCAUCGUUGGCAACAUCCUGAACAUGUUCAUUGUCACCAUUCUCUCCGAGGCCAUUAAUGAGCGCGCCUUCGUCUCAAUGUCGGAGAACGUCUGGGCACUGCCCUUCCUCAUCGCUCUGCGUACACUUCCGGAAAAAGUCAACUCGUGGCUCUACUACGGCUUAUCGUCCGGUUUGCUCAUGUUCCCGUACACUCAUCCGAUCCAAGUUGGCUGGUGCUCUCGGAACGCUGGCGCUGUCGCCAGUCGCACUGUGAAUGCUUCUCUCUAUAACAUGUUUGUCCAGGCAUCCUCCAUCAUUUCCGCGAACAUCUACCGGAAGGACGACGCUCCGCGAUAUCUUCGAGGAAACAGCCAUUUGAUCGGUAUCGCGGUCUUCAACAUCUUGGUGUUAUAUCCCGGGACCAAAUCGUACUACAUCUGGCGGAACAAGCAGAGAACCAAGAAAUGGGAUGCUAUGACUUCUGAGGAAAAGAGCGAAUAUCUCGCAACUACGAAGGACUCUGGAAACAGGCGUCUGGACUUCAGAUUUGCCCACUAA
Cyclocybe aegerita is the source of this 1743-nucleotide messenger RNA. The record is from the annotation of a GenBank genome assembly. Lineage: Eukaryota; Fungi; Basidiomycota; Agaricomycetes; Agaricales; Hemipholiotaceae.